This is a messenger RNA of Caenorhabditis elegans, 1473 nucleotides long. NCBI's taxonomy places the organism in Eukaryota, Metazoa, Nematoda, Chromadorea, Rhabditida, Rhabditidae. The record is from the annotation of a RefSeq genome assembly.
GCUAAUCAUCGGGGCGAAAAUCGAUCGCAGUAGGAGGAAAACGACGAAAAAUAAUCUUUUAUUCAAAAAAAAAAACGAGAAGCCCAGAUGUCUGCGCCAACCGAAACCCAGGCCCGCGAGCUCAAGAUCGAUGGUGGUGACGGUAACCCCUUCACCCUGGAGCGAGAGCCGGAUUCAAGAACCGUCAUCACCAUCGCUCACUACAGGACGACGGACAAGCCCGAGCCACUCGUGAUGCCUUUGAGUCUGCAGGCACCUGGGGCAGGACGAGGAGGGAGAUGUGUGGAGGAUGAGGAAGAUGAUGCUGAUGAUGAAGUUAAAGAAGAGCCAGAGGAUGAAAAGGAGCCAGAGGAUGAAGAGGAGCCAGCGGAGGACGAGGAGGACGACGAGGAGGUUGAAGAGCGCCUGGAGGAGGAGCCAAGAAACGUUACCGGAGGAGACGAGGCCAGCGAGGGAGACGCGUCACUUGGCAGCCUUCGUGCUCCAUCUGAUGACGAGGGGGAGCAAUCUCCUUGGAAUUCGGAUGGGGCCGAAGAGGGGCGCAGAUCUCCGACCUGGUCAGUGUCAUGGUACAGCGAUCUUGGUUCCUGGAACAGGAUGAUAAUGGGGUCGUCGGCCAGUAGCCGUAGCCUGAGCAGCAUCAGCUCGCUGUCGACUUUCCGGUCGCCAGUGUGCUCGACCUCGGGCUACGUGUCCGGCGGCGCCUUCGACCUGGAAGACGAUGAUGAUGAAGGUGUUCUGGAUGAUGAUGAGGAUGAUGAGGAGGAGGAUGUGAUGGAGGUGGCGAUGGAAGCCGAUGACGAGGAGGAUGUGGUGAAUGUGGAGAUGGCGGGCGAUGAUGCCGAAGCAAUCGACGAUGCGGUGCCAGAGUAGGAGAAGGAGGAAGCUGCUGGGCCGUCACCGAGCUCCAAUCCAUUGAAAAGAUCUGCCACAGAUCUUCCGGAUGACGAGCCCAGCACAAAGCGGCCAACUUCGCCGACAAUGGCCGGAUCGUCAUUUCGCUCUCGUCAACGCCACGAUUCGGAACUCCACCGACCAAAGCAACCUGGAAUUGAAAAAAAUAUUGAAGAAUCUCGGCAUUGAGGAUAUGGAGUGUGAUGAGUAUUUUGUGAUGCCGUUCAAGUCAGCGACUCAGAAAAAAUUGGUGGUUUUUAAUGUCACUGGUGGUCAAUCGGCGGCCCUGCUCACUGCCAGAAUUGAUAAAGCGCGAUGGAUGAGCUCAUUCAGCUUCGAUUUCCCUUCUGGCCAGUUUCUUUGGCCCUCAAUUUGUAUGGACGAUUUGUCAAAUUGCACAUCUUGGCCACCUCUUCAUCCAACUUCGUAUCACACGAUGAGGCUCUCCAAGAUGUGCAUUUGAUCAAGACCGCCUUCGACGAUGAAGAAAUUGUGAAGAGUGCAAAGGAAAGGAUGACUGCGAAAGGAUUUAAGACUUAUUGGAGGAUUCGCAAGGAGUUGUUGGAUGCGUCGAUGAAU